This is a messenger RNA of Hibiscus syriacus, 1885 nucleotides long. RefSeq names its product probable folate-biopterin transporter 4. The transcript is spliced from 7 exons. Gene Ontology annotation, cellular component: membrane. Lineage: Eukaryota; Viridiplantae; Streptophyta; Magnoliopsida; Malvales; Malvaceae. Bases 91 to 1584 code for a protein of 497 amino acids. The record is from RefSeq and is a predicted model, not a curated record.
CAGAACUAAGGGAGAAAGAGAUUCCAAGCUUUUUCUGUUUUCCUUUUUCCUCCAGAUUUGUUGAUUUGUUUUUAUCUCUUUUUUUGGAAGAUGAUAGAAUGGAUAAAGCAGCUCAAAACAGCAUUCGGUUUGGCGUUUCUGUGGCUUGUUUGUUUGAUUUACUACACCCAGGGUUUCAGAUCAUUCGUAUGGACAUCAAUUUCUUACCAGCUGAAGGAUAGGCUUAAAUUGUCACCUUCGGCUUCCCAAUUUGUGUUAUCAGUAUCAAUUUUCCCAUGGAGCAUAAAGCCCGUAUACGGGAUUUUGUCUGACUGCAUUCCAAUUAGAGGGAAAAAAAGGAUUCCAUACUUGGUGAUUGCCACUGUAACGUCUCUUGUGUCAUGGCUUAUUCUGGGUAUAAAUUCCUCCGCAAGGAAUUCCAUGUGGCAUCUCAUGGUCUUAUUAACACUGCAAAACCUAGGUUCCGCAAUGGCGGAUGUUGUGAUUGAUGCAAUGAUCGCUGAGGCUGUAAGAUCUGAGAAGGCCUCAUUUGCCGGAGACCUUCAGUCAUUAUCAUGGUUGUCGAUGGCUUUUGGUGGAGUGUGUGGGAGUUUGCUAGGAGGAUAUGCAUUGAACAACUUAGAGAUAAAUAUUAUUUUUCUCCUUUUCUCUGUACUUCCAGCCACACAGUUGUUUUCAUGUGGUUUGGUUAAAGAGUAUUCCAUGGGCAGUGACGAUUUAUUCGAAUUCUCUAAUUCAAGUGAUUCACAUCAUUUGAAUGGGAACACUAACUAUUCGGAUGAAGACACUUCUUUGGAAAGGAAAUCCUAUGUUAGUGCCAGAAAAAGAAAGAACAAAAAGAAAAGUAAAAAGACACAACAUAUGCACAGAAAAGCACAGAUCCAGAAUCCGGGUACGGACAAGUCGCUGCCAUUGGUAUGGUUCCAGUCUCUGAAAGAUGCGACUUACAGCUUGUGCUGUGCUUUUAAACAACCAAUCAUUUUAAGACCCAUGGCUUGGUUUUUCCUAGCACACGUUACUGUUCCAAACCUUUCAACAAUCAUGUUCUACUACCAGACCGAGUUUUUGAAGAUGGAAGCAUCAUUUUUGGGGACUGUACGUGUUAUUGGAUGGUUAGGACUCAUGCUAGGGACAUUUACGUAUAAUCGGUACUUGAAGAAAAUGAAGUUACGAACAAUUCUUGCGUUUGCUCAUAUCGGUUUGGCUUUUUUGAAUCUCUUUGACUUUAUUUUGGUGUCUCGAAUUAAUGUUCAAUUCGGAGUAUCAGACAAGACCUUGGUUCUUUGCGGAUCUGCACUUUCCGAUGCCGUCAACCAAUUCAAGUUAAUGCCAUUCCUGAUCUUGUCCGGACAGCUUUGCCCUCCGGGAAUCGAAGGAACACUAUUUGCACUCUUUAUGUCAAUAAACAACUUUGGGUCCACCGUAGGAUCAUUCGUAGGUGCUGGGUUGGCAUCGAUCUUGAACAUCUCUUCGGGAUCUUUCGACAACCUUCUUUUGGGCAUCGUUAUUCAAAUCUUCUGCACUUUCAUUCCCGUUGAGCUCCUGUUUUUGAUACCAAAGGAAGUGACAGGGAUAGCACCGUAACUGACCUUGAGAUGUUUCAAAAGGACAACAGUAGCUAGCAACCGAGUCCGAGUCCGAGUCUACUAGAUCAUCCUAACCAUUAUGGUCUCUUCAUCAACUUAGUUACUAAAACACGAAUAGCUACCUAUGCACAGAAAUGAAUAGCAAUGGGUACAUUAAGUCAUGAUUCUUGGUUUACAUCAUAUAUCAUCAUUCGGAUAUUAGAUUCAACAAGCAUUGUUGUAUAAACAGAUUCUGGUUGAUUGAUUAGUUACACAAUGGAUAUAAUGAUCUUAAGAAAGGCUAGAGAUAGAGGAUCCAA